Molecule: messenger RNA, 6810 nt
Organism: Patella vulgata (common limpet)
Lineage: Eukaryota; Metazoa; Mollusca; Gastropoda; Patellidae
Exons: 7
Coding region: 2224-4380 (718 amino acids)
Source: RefSeq, a predicted model, not a curated record
CUUGAUAAAGGAUACCACUCCGAAAUGUGCAUCGCGAUAUAAUCGAGGAACGACCCAUCUAUAUUAUAUGUAAGAUUCUUUUUCUCUCUUUAUAUUUUUAUGUAUUUUUAUUUUUAUAUCUGUUAAUAGUUUUAAAUUGAACAAUUGACAUUACACAAUAUACUAUACUGUGUAAUUAAUAAACCUCAAAGUUCAAACGAUUUCCCUUUGUUUGAUAUGUGUUAUAUUUCUAGUUUCAUUCCGUUACAUUACCAGUACAUAUUGUGAAAUCAGUACACGCUUGAGCACGAGCUCUUCUACCAAUCUACUCACAUACGUCGAAUAUCUAACCUUGUCUCUCUGCUAAUUUACUUUUUGUCUCGCAUUUUCCAUUUCUUAGAACAAAUACCACAGUAAACAAAUACUGCACAACAUUCUAUAUAGAUACAUUUUAUUUCCCCCCCCCCUCUUCUCUUCAAUCUCUACUGUAUCUCGUCUUUACAGCUUUCUUAUCUUGUCCCAUUUGCACGUCCACACAAGCAGUUUUUUCCCCCAACCCCACCACUACUGGAACAUGGAUAGGCCCCGCACCAGACGCCCACUCCUUCCCACGCCAACUCAACUACCAAUGGAAUGGCCACAGCUACGAAGCAGAUUCCAACCACCACCAGGCUUCCACCAACCACCACCAGGCUUCAACCAACCACCACCAGGCUUCAACCGACCACCACCAGGCUUCAACCGACCACCACCAGGAUUCCACCAACCACCACCCGGAUUCCGCUACCAGUACCAACCAAGUCGACAACCAAAUCAGCACCAACCAAGUCGACAACCAAACCAACCAAGUCGACAACCAAACCAGCGCCAACCAAAACGACAACCAAACCAGCGCCAACCACCCCCAGAAAAUGCAGGUGUCGUGAAAGCCUUCUUUCAGGUCCUCCAAUGCCUCCACCACUUGACCAUUAUGGAGAGUCAGGAGAAUGGAACACCAACCAGAAGUUUCACUUGGAAGAUCCAAGACCUGAAUAAGUUCGUGAAGCCGGCCAUGAAGACGCCUACCAUAGCCACUACCAUUGAGACAUUGAACUUGAAAUGGGCCAAGGACGUCGCCUCAUCCCUGUCGACACACUACCGAGCCAUGCUAGCGGAGAAACUGGAGUACUUGAAGUCACGUCACUUUACCAAAGAUGCUGUACAAGAGUACUCUAGCCACGCCCUAGCAUGGGCCAAGAAGUCCUACGGCAAGCGACUUCAGGAUAGUGUGAAGACAGAGUUCCACCGCCUACUGUCCACGGUCUCUAAAACUGUCACGCCCCCUCCCCCAUCACCCAUGCACAUUACGCAAAACCUUCUCCGGGACACACCAAAACGAUACACACCCAACAAGAGAAAAUUAUCCCCUGGAGAAGGCACUUGCAUUAACACUCCCUCGAAGCGUGUAGCUAGAUCAACCAGUUCGCCCCGGGCUGUGUCUGGCUCACCUACUUCCUCAGGAUCUAUAUCGCCACUAAACGCGCUUGUCGACUGUCUGUCCCCUAGAUCGCCCAUCAUUCCUAACCCUAGAAUCGCCACCAGAUCUUCCACCAGAUGUAGGCGAUCACUCAACCUAUCCCUAAAGAGACCUCACAGCUACAAAGGUAAAGACGAGAAGGAUUUAUGGUUCCUACCACCCGUCAUGGCAAAAACCCUGGUUAUUGGAUCCUCUAACCUGGCUAGGAUUGCAUCCUUCGUCGGGGACUGGGAGAUCCAUAGCUACUCUGGAGCCAAGAUCAGCCACAUCAGACAGAUACUCCAGAACUACAUGGGUCCUGCACCAGAGGAAUUAGUGAUACACGUCGGGCUCAACAACAGGGAGGAAAGUGGACCAAGGAUACACGAGCAGAUGCUAGAUCUACUCAAGGUGACCAGAGCAGCUUUCCCAACAACCAUGCUCUUCGCCACACAGAUCCCCACUUCUUCCCGACUCCGACAAGAAAAUCUGAUCGCCUACCAAAACAUCACUAGCUACAACCAACUGAUCUCCACUGCACCUUCACCAAACGCCACCACAUUACCAACCUUCAAGGGCAAAAUAGAACUGAAAGGUAACGACGCAAUCCACUGGAGCCCAGACACGGCCAGAGAGAUCAUCAACUGCUGGAUGAGGAAUUUAAACUAGGAUUAGGGAAAAGGAAUGAGAAGCCGUCUUUAGGACAGACAGUUGUCAAUUUGAGCGACAGACUUCUCAACCCCCUAGAAAUGAACAUUCUUGAUAAAGGCCUUAAAUUCAUCCCAACCCCCACAAUAACAUCCAUAGACCCCAUCACCCAGGCAACCGAUCGCUUCCAAAGAACACUUUCGUUGACUUAUUUUUUUAGGAACAAACCCGGCAGAGGUAAAAAAUUAUUCACAGCAAAAUCCACAUGGAAACCACCUAAAAAGUCAUUAUCACCAGCCAUCCUAAAAACUGUCGACGAAAUGAAUAUAGAAAUAUCAUCCAUUCAACCACAGUCACAAAAACCAAAUCUCAACCGAGCAACUAAAACGGCAUUAAACACCCUUAAAAAGUACAAAAACAUAAUAAUUAAGAAAAGCGACAAAGGCUCGUGUUGUGUCAUAAUGAAUCGCGCAGACUAUAUCUCAGAGGCAGAAAAACAAUUAAGUAAUCCUAUACAUUACACUAAAUUAGACCAACCCAUCUUUAAGGACACCGCAAAUUUAAUAAACAACAUCUUAUAUGAAUUGCAGGAUAAGGAAUACAUAACAGCAAAACAAUAUGAUUAUCUAUCUGCUAAAUCUGACUGCCGACAAAGACAUCUCUAUACACUACCAAAAAUACAUAAAAAUCCAGAAACAGAAUGGUUUAUACCUUAUAAAAUACCCAAGGGACGCCCAAUAAUAUCAGACUGUGGCAGCGAAUCAUACAACGUAUCAAAAUAUAUAGACCAUUUCUUAUUACCCCUAGCAUGCCAACACCCAUCCUACCUUAAAGACACUAACGAUUUCAUUCAGAAAAUCAAACAGUUAAGAGUCCCCGAACACACCGUUUUAAUAUCCAUCGACGUACAAAGCAUGUACACGAACAUUGAUAAUAACACAGGUAUUGAAGCAGUUAGGAAAGCAUUUCUUAGGAACCCGCAAGCAUCCAGGCCGGACGAAGAAAUCCUCAAACUACUCAACAUUUGUCUGAGGAGGAAUGACUUCGCUUUUAACGACCAAGUAUACCUUCAGUCUUCCGGAACUGCGAUGGGAAAACGAUUUGCCCCGAGUUAUGCAAAUCUCUUCAUGGCGGAGUGGGAAAGGGAAGUUCUGCCACUCUGUCCAUUAAAACCAGAUUUCUAUGGGCGGUUUUUAGAUGACGUUUUCAUAGUCUGGACCUACACACUAGACGAAUUUUGGACGUUUUUCAACAUUCUGAACAAUCAUCAUCCAUCUGUCAAAUUAACCGCAAAUGUAAGCCAUAACAGCAUAGAUUUCCUUGAUACUACCGUUUUUAAAAGUAACAACACCAAAAUCACAGGCCAAUUGGAAACUAAAGUAUUUUUCAAAGAAACCGACACACAUCAAUUAUUGUUCAAAAGCUCCUUUCACCCAAAACAUACAUUCUCUGGCAUCAUAAAAUCUCAGAUUCUCCGUUUUCAUAGGAUAUGUACUCAGAAGACCGACUUUGAGUCAGCAUGUACAUUGGUAUUUAGCAAACUAAGGGAAAGGGGAUACCCCAAACGCUAUCUACGACGUAUAAAAAACAACACUCUAGCUGAGCUUGCCGCCAAAGAAACAAAUAAUAUACAAUCAGCACAUAACACCAAAAUUUGUGGCCAUCCAAGAUGUCAAACAUGCAAAAUCUUAAACAUAUCCGACCAUUUCCAUAACAAAACAUCUGGCACAAAAUUCCCAAUAUUAGACCAACUUUCAUGCAGUAGUUCAAACAUAAUUUAUCUAAUCUCAUGCAGAAAAUGUGACAAGCAAUACGUAGGGGAGACUCAAAAUGCACUUAGGGAAAGAAUUAACGGUCACCGGUCUGACAUAGUCACCAAAAAAGACAAACCUGUCUCAAUUCAUUUCAACCAACCAAAUCAUGACAUUUCUGAUCUCAUUGUCACGCCAAUAGAAAAGACCAAGAGCGACUUUGAAACUUCAGAAGAAAUUAAAACGUUUAGGCUAACAAGAGAAAAAUUCUGGAUUGAAAAAUUGAAAACAACAGCCCCCCUAGGUUUGAAUAUUCAUACGGCUAGCGCAAUAGCUCCUUUUGUAGUUCCAUUUAGCGCAACAGCAGCAAGUGCGUCCAAAAUCAUCAGAAAACACUAUACUGAUCUCCAAGAAAAUCACCCGAAAAUAUUCACACAGAAACUUAUAAUUGCAUAUUCUAAAAAUAAAAAUCUGAACGACAUCCUAGUGCACAGUAAAUUAGAUUAAAUAAAACCAGUCUCCACCCUGACCCAAAACAAACCAUAUAUCAAAUCCUAUGCCUAACCGUUAGUAAUUAAAAUCAAUUAGAUAUAAGAAUCCCUAGCCGUAACCAGGUGAUGUGGAACAAACACGAUUCUUUUUUUUUUAGAAAAUCCAAUCCGUUGUAGGAAACACACUAAUGUGGCUCUCUCCCGAGAGCCUCAAAUUUAUUUUCUUUUUUCUUCAGAAACAAUAAUACCAGAAUACCAGAAGCACCACCCAAGGAAGACCAACAGCGCCACCAACACCAAUAAACAGUGAAAUCGCCUUUGUAUAUAAAUCUAAUGUAUUGUAUGUAUUUUAACAAAACUAGGAAAUAUCACGAACUAAUUUUUCAUCAUCCUAGGUCAGUGCUUAUGUGGAGACUUAACCUCUCCCCCCAAAUUCUUAAACCUAACCCACAAUCUUUUCAAAAAGCAUGUAGCCUAGGCCUAAGCCAAGACCUAGUCCUGACCCUAGCCCUAACCCACAAUUGUGUCAAAAAAUCAUGUGCCCUAACCCUAUUUACAUGUUGUGACCUUGAACCAAGUCUGCAGUUGGCCUUAAUAUUUAGACCUAACAUGUUUUUGACAUCAUACAAUGAAAUGUUAACAUGUACACUCCAAAAUUCACACCUGUGUGACUUGACUAAACCUGCAGUUGGCCUUAAUAUUUAGACCAAACCUCAAAACAUGGUGUCUACCUUUGAGAUUGGCUUAGACUUAUGUGACACUCAAGGUUUACUUAUUUACUGACUGUUAACUGGUUUCUUGUUUUGGGGGGGGGGGGGCCACUGAAGGGAUGUUCGCUAGAAAUAAAGAGGCAUAUUAUUUCUAUUUCCAGUUGAAACCACGAGGAGGUCUCCCUUCUUAUUCAACCACAUAUUUUUUUUUAUUAUUAUUAUUAUUUUCUUUUUUUUUUAUUGCAUAUUUAUUUCCAUCUUUCAUUUCAGGUGUCAGGUUACUGUGCAAGAGUGGUAUGAUUGACAUUAAGGCAAAAGGGAAUCAACUUUAUUUGAGGCCAGAUACAUGGAACGGUUCCACCAGUUAUUUGUUAUCCCACCCCAGCACACAACAGAAUGAAGGCGGCACUUUGAGCAGUCGCCAUCGUAACACAUGAUAGUGGACUCUAGGACUUUUGCACUAACUUGGUUAGAAAGAGUCUGCAUGCCACUCCGAGAGGGCGGUGGAAUAUCCAAAUCUGUCAACAGCAGCCGAGCUCUGGUGUUUCCAACCGGCAUGUCUAACAGUCCAGAUUGUAGGGUCAGAUUAAUAGCGGCUGCCUUUCUUCCUGGUUUGCCAGUUGGAAUCUCUUUAUACAACUUGUAGACAGGUCUACAUCUCAAAACCCGAUGACUUCCCGGACUGGCAUUAGUAGAAAGAUGAUGCAUAUGAAUUUCAUCCCUGAUCUCUGUGACACCUGUGGAAGUUGAGGGCAAAUCACGAACUAAUUUUUCAUCAUCCUAGGUGUCAGGUUACUGUGCAAGAGUGGAAUGAUUGACCUCAACACAAGUAUUAAGGCAAAAGCACUAACUUGGUUAGAAAGAGUCUGCAUGCCACUCCGAGAGGGCGGUGGAAUAUCCAAAUCUGUCAACAGCAGCCGAGCUCUGGUGUUUCCAACCGGCAUGUCUAACAGUCCAGAUUGUAGGGUCAGAUUAAUAGCGGCUGCCUUCCUUCCUGGUUUGCCAGUUGGAAUCUCUUUAUACAACUUGUAGGCAGGUCUACAUCUCAAAACCCGAUGACUUCCCGGACUGGCUUUAUUAGAAAGAUGAUGCAUAUGAAUUCCAUCCCUGAUCUCUGUGACACCUGUGGAAGUUGAGGGCAAAUCAUAAUCAGUUUGGGUUCCAGCCGAGGACCCCUGUAAACGUUGCUGUUUAGUGUUGACUUCAUGUCCGAGCUUGAAAAAGACAGCCUUGCGUUUAUUAUGGCCUCUCAUAUUGGAAGAUAACAUAAAUGGCUUGUAUGUUGACUGUUGUGCAUAUCUCUGGGUCAGGAAAGUUGUAGGUACCAUCAACAUUGUAAAUCAUUUGACAGACCAGAAUGGAGAGUGAGAACUAUGAUUGGUCAGCCAUGUAUCAGAUUCCAUACUAGGGGGUGGGGAUCAUAAAACUGUUGUAGUGUUACAUAAUCAGAUUAUCUGAACUUAAUUGUCCUAUGUAAAUACAGCUAUGUAGGAGACAUUUUAAAAUUUAUAGGCACUGCAUGUUUCAACAUCUUAGAUUUGACCACAAUUUGGCUCUUGAAACUGCGUUAAGAGAGAAAAACUAUGAUCUUUUCGACGAAAAUGUUAUAAAAAUCUAAUAUUACAUGAUAAUUACUGUUUUAAAGGAUUUUCUUGUUUGAUUUAUAUUGAAUUUUUGUUAUCUUUUUACAGAAUGCAUUUAUGUUCAAAAAUAAAAAUGUUCUGUUUAAUUCAAAA